AUGGAGGACUCCCGGCCGGGUGCGGGGAAUGACUCCCGGCCGGAUGCGGGGAAUGACUCCCGGCCGGAUGCGGGGAAUGACUCCCGGCCGGGUGCGGGGAAUGACUCCCGGCCGGGUGCGGGGAAUGACUCCCGGCCGGGUGCGGGGAAUGACUCCCGGCCGGGUGCGGGGAAUGACUCCCGGCCGGGUGCGGGGAAUGACUCCCGGCCGGGUGCGGGGAAUGACUCCCGGCCGGGUGCGGGGAAUGACUCCCGGCCGGGUGCGGGGAAUGACUCCCGGCCGGGUGCGGGGAAUGACUCCCGGCCGGGUGCGGGGAAUGACUCCCGGCCGGGUGCGGGGAAGAAUCAGAAUACAAAUUACAUGAACAUAAUUGUAGUGGUGAUGUCCCAGUGA
Molecule: messenger RNA, 393 nt
Organism: Procambarus clarkii (red swamp crayfish)
Lineage: Eukaryota; Metazoa; Arthropoda; Malacostraca; Decapoda; Cambaridae
Product: small proline-rich protein 3-like
Source: RefSeq, a predicted model, not a curated record